This is a messenger RNA of Pecten maximus, 6136 nucleotides long. RefSeq names its product disabled homolog 1-like. The record is from RefSeq and is a predicted model, not a curated record. NCBI's taxonomy places the organism in Eukaryota, Metazoa, Mollusca, Bivalvia, Pectinida, Pectinidae. The transcript is spliced from 14 exons. Bases 342 to 2201 code for a protein of 619 amino acids.
UAGUGGCGAGUACAGUCUGUUGUUAACCUCGUGAGAGUUGUGUUACAGUUGUUGAAUUGUUUACUCCAUAUAUCCUGUCCAAAGUGAUAAAAAGUGUCCUCCAAUGCCAUAACUAUACCAUGAAGCGAAUCAAAUUCCAUCAGCCUGAUUUGAAGACUUAAAAGUCUUAAAGAAGUCAUAAACAGAGAAAAGUAUUGCCUUGUCCCUUUAAACCAUACUGAUAACAUAGUAAGCAGUAGGAGAUUGUCUGAUAAAACUCCCAGGGGAUUGCUUUAUCAUCAGUAUACCCACUCAAAUCUUCAAGUCAACACAGCUGCAAUAGUAAACAGACCAGAUUAGAGAUGUCGGGUACAACGGAGCCUGUAGCUGAGGCCCAGCCCGCUUCUGAGGUGGGAAGUGAACCAUCUUCUCCCUCCAGCACUGCCACUAGUACCACAUCCUCCACUCCAUCUACAGCCCCAAAACAACAACUACAGCCUGUCAGGAGACAGGUGAAAAAGAAAGACAAGAAUGAUCCAACAAGAUUCCAAGGUGAAGGUGUGAACUUCAAUGCCAAGUUGAUAGGUGUGGAUGAUGUACCUGAUGCCAGGGGUGACAGGAUGUGUCAGGAGACAAUCUACAGACUCAAACUCUCCGUGAAGGCGUCUGGGCAACACAAACAAAGAAUCAUCGUCAAUGUGUCUGAGGAGGGCAUCAAACUCAUUGACCUCAAGACUGAUGUGGUGAACUACACACAUGCUGUCCACAAGAUUUCCUUUAUAUCCAGGGAUGUCACAGAUAGUCGUGCCUUUGGUUACAUCUUCGGGGUAGGAGAUGGAACACAUAAAUUCUUCGGGAUCAAGACAGAGAAAGCAGCCGAGGCUCUGGUGCUGACUCUGAGGGACUUGUUCCAAGUUGUCUAUGAAAAGAAGAAAAAGGAAAUGGAAGAGGCCAAACAGAAGGCUGAAGAUGAGGUACAGACUCAGAUUGACACUAAACCAGCUGCGAACCCAAACGUUAUCACACUUGGAGGAGAGCUAGCCACAGAAUCUUCGACGGACGAUGAACCAGUAUACCAGGUGCCAACCAACGGAGCACCCAUAGAGGAUAGCCCUGAACACAUUUACGCCGUGCCAUCCAACAAUGGUGAGGUCAAGGUUGAGAAGGCUGGAAACAACCUAGUGGAUCUUGAGAAUGAGUUGGAAACAAUUGAGCAGGGUAUAGAGCAGAUGAACAAAUUUGAGACAGACUUUGAUGCCCUGGCAGCAGGAACUCCCUCAGCUGUCUCGCCAGCAGUGAGCACAGGCAGUGAUCCCUGGGGGGCUGGUUCUGCCCCUCAAGCUGAUCAAAAGUCUGCUGAUAAUUCCUUGUUUGAGAGUGACUUUGGAUCGACCACGAACGGGGCAGCCCAGAGUGGUCAGUCAGAUCUUCAGGACAUUGACCUGUUUGGAACACAGCCAGUCAUUAAAGGCAAGGAUGACAUUAUGAACCUUUUUGGACCUUCAAACCCACAGAUGGCUGGAGGGUUUCCUCCCACAAACCCACAAAUGGCUGGAGGAUUUCCUGUCCAGAACCUAUCGAUGCCUGGAGGAUUUGGACCUUCAGUGUCACCAGCACCAUCAGUAUCACCAGUCCCACCAGCGUUUGGGGCUCCCGCAGGUUUCCAACCUGCGCCAUUUCCUGCAGCACCUAUGGCUGCAGGUGUGCCUCAACCAGGCAUGCCAAACCCAUUCGGAGCUCCAGCUACAUUCGGAGCGCCUCAGUUCUCAGCUCCACCCCCAGUUCCUCAGAGACCAUCUGCUGCCCCUGCUCCUGCCAUGAACCCAUUCGGAGAGGACCCGUUUGCGCCGGCAGCACCUACAGGAGGGUUUGCCAACUUCCCUAAUGGAAACUCUGGAGGUGGGGCUUUGUUUGAUGAGCCCCUGCUUGCCCCUGUCAAGUUAACCGUGGAGGAGGCACCUCCAGUGGAGACCAAAUCUGGUACAGGCGAUGCCUUCAGUGACCUCUGUGAAUUAGGGACCAAAGAUAAAACUGCUGUCAGUCCGAAAGGAUUGUUUGCCGAGUUGAAUACACAGUCAAAGAAAUCUAUCAACCAGAUAAGAACUGAACAAGUGCCAAAAGGGCCGCAGUUUGAAGAUACAAAUCUGUUUGAUGACUUCUUUGAUAAUCAACAGUGUAGUGAAGAGCCAAUCUAUGCAGUAGUGAACAAGCCGAGGUCCUGAGGAGGGAUGGACAUGUAACCUGUUGGACUAGGGGGCUAACCAGUUGGACAGAUGUUGUCUCCCUUCAUCACAAACAUAUUUUACAAUGACUGAUGGACAUUGUCCUUCAAUGUAUAUCUUCCCCAUAUUGUGAUACAUUGUACCUUCAUCAUUUUCUAUUUUAAAAUUUCAUGAUAAAAUUCACAGAAUUGCUGUGAAUCAAACUGAAAAUCAAAAAAAGGAUGAUUAAUAUCAGGCUGGACUAAUGCUAUCAGUAUCAACGCCAUGUUUUAAAAUUUAGAUUUCCUACAUCAUAUCAUUAAUAAAAAUGCAUGUAAGAGUUUUAUUUUACUUUUUAAAACUAUCUAAAUGGAGUGUGUUAAGCUGUAGAUCAGAAGUGACAUACAAGUGAUUCAGGUGCGAGAUGAUGCAGAACUAUUUUGUUCAAGUUUGUUGAGAUAUGAGAAAAUACUAGUUUGUACCAGGGUGUGAAGGUGCAACAUUAUAUAGAAUUAUUUUGUACCUGGCUGCUGAAAGGUAAGAUGAUACAAAAACUGUUUUGUGUCAGGUUGUUGAAAGGUGAGAUGAUAUAAAUCAUAAAACUGUUUUGUACCAGGUUGUUGAAAGGUGAGAUGAUAUAAAACUAUUUUGUACCUGGUUGUUGAAGGUGAGAUGAUACAAAAAUUGUUUUGUACCAGAAUGUUGAAGGUGAGAUGAUACAAAACUAUUUUGUAUCUUGUUGUUGAAAGGUGAGGUGAUACAAAACUAUUUUGUACCUGGUUGUUGAAAGGUGAGGUGAUACAAAACUAUUUUGAGAUGAUACAAUAUUUGUAUCGAGUAACUGAACAGCGAAACGGUAGAGAACUUUUUUGUAAGAGACAGUUGAGGUGUCGGAUGAUAGAGGAAUGAGAUUUUAGAAAAUUACAUCUGUAUUUUCUAUCAGGUUGUUUCGGGUGACUAUAAGAAGAUACAAAACUACAUUGUAUCAGAUUAUCAUUGUUUUGUGAUACCAUUUUGUCUAGGAGCAAAUUUAAUUUACAACAUUCAACAUGAUUACUACACUGAGCUGUUUGCUAUUUGCUUAUUUUCCAACGUUUUAUUACUGCCAAUUUACACUUCACAGAAAUUUCAGAGAGUUUUUUUGAAAAAAAAUAUGUUGUAUGCAUAAUUUUUUAUUAGAAAUGACAGUUGUUUUCACACUGGCUAGAAUCCGUAUGUGCCUAUUAAUGUUAGUUAAAAUGUGAUAUUGUCCUACUAACCUUGUUGUAUGUGGAAAAAGUAAGAGGUGUUCUUCAUGGCCAGUGAAUAAACAGGUAGAAAAGAAACCUUGUGAUGAAAAUUUAUAGAGUGGCAUUAUGAUGGAAUGUUAACAGAACAGGUUGUAUGGCUACCACAGUAUUGUAAAAUGUAUCGAGGGGAGGGGGGCAAAUUGUGUUGUUUUUAUAUGACGAGAUGAAGCCAUCAGGGUUGGGAUUGCAGAAGACGGUUAGGAAUUUGUAUACAUUUUGAUGCCUGUGAUGUUGUCAAUUGGUGCUACAAGAUAUUUCAUUUCUGAUAUUGUUAUAGAUGAGACAGGAAAUCGGGCAUAUUUUGAUAUGUAAUACAAUUUGUAAUGGUCACACAUACACAUGUAUUAUGAUUGGUAAGAUACAAUGUGAUAGGUAAGACACUUUGGGAUGGGUAGAAGACAAAUUGAGAUGGGGUAAAGACACUUUGUGAUGGGUAGAAGACAAAUUGAGAUGGGGUAGAUACUUUUAUAUCACAUUAGGAUGGGUAAGACUCAAAUUAUGUUAGGUAAGACAUAUUGUGAUAGGUAAGACACUUUUGUAACGAGUAAGACACAUUUGUUGGGUAAGACACUAAUGGUUAAGACACAUUAUCAUGGUAGCAUGUUUUGUCAAAUCACGAUGAUUCACCAUUUGUUAUGUUUGUUCUGCGUGUUCUGUACAUUAUGGUAGGUAAGACACUUUGUAAUUGGGUAAGAUACAUGAACUAAGACACAUCAUGACUAAGACACAUAGACAUAGGUAAGAUAUAAUGGUUAAGACACCAUGUGAUGGGUACGAGAUUAAAAUAGCUAAGACACUUUGUGGCCGUUGUAUAAUAUUACACCAAUGCUGUUUUUAAUUUGGACCAUACGCGUUAUGAUACGUACUCAUCACCUUGUACACCAUACACGUUAUGAUACGUUACUCAUCGCCUUGUAGACCCUGCCUUGGUAUAUAUACAUAAAGUAUCAUUCUGAUUCAAACCGAACCCUUCUCUUCAUUCCUGUGUAACUCCCUAAUGUAUAUCUGGUGCCCUGGUGUAAAUACUGGGGUACUGAUAUACACUUGUUUGCCAUUGAUUUUGUUGGCAUCACACUGGCACUGAUUGGCUUGUGUUAAUUCUAUCCAAACUCUAAAUCUUAUAUUACUACAUAAUGUAUUAAUAUAUUACUAAACCUGAAAAUGAGAAGAAAUGAUUUAUCAGGAGCUGCUGGUUGGUGACUCUCUUUUCUAUCAGAUGUUGUUAAGAAUUCUAUAGAUGCCUAACUAUUUUACCUAAUAAAUGUCAUAAUUGAUCAUAAAAUUGUCUUCCAGGUUUAUUCCAAUGUUUACUUGAGGUUUAAUAAUGAAAUGUAGCUUGUUUUAAAAUAAGUAAACAGGCUGCGGAUACAAUAACAUAUAUCUGUUGUUGACCCUUCAUAGACUGUUACAGUACAUUGAUGGUCAGAGUCUACAUUAUUGUGUAAUGUAGAAAAAUGAAAUUAAAAGAUUUGAUUUUAACCAGAAUAUGUUAUAAGCUGCCCUCACAGGACAGUACUGAUACAGAGGCUGAAACUUUAUGACUCUUAACUACUCCUGCCCCAACAGUUAGAAACUAUUUGGAUUUUUUUUUUUUUUUUUUUCAAGAGUCUGUUAAAUAUACUUCGGUUGUCUGGACCUGUAGAUGAAGGCGUGAGUGUGUGCUUGGUCCCAUGCCCGUCAAAUAUCAAGGGGAGGUAAUUCUGAUUGAUUGAAAUAUGUCUGUUGAAAGAGGUCUAAGGAAAUGUGCCGAACAGUCGUAUAGUGCAUCAUUAAAGUACAUUAGCCUUUUCUCUGCUUGUUUUAGGAUGAACUUGCUACAAUUGAAUAUCUUACUACAAUAACAUUUUCAUUAUAGCCAGUCUUUUUAUAGAAAAAAACAACUGUUCAUCACUGAAUGCUCACAAGAAAAUGUUGCCUUCACUUUUACUUAAAUACUUUUUACUAUCACAAUGCUGUAUAGUUCCUUUAUAUUCUGUCCUUGAUGAUAAAUUAGCGCAGUGUUUAAUCUAUGCAUUCUGUGUGGUAUAUUUAUGUCAGUCUUCUAUAUGCUUAACCUUCCUGUUAGGAUCACCCUUGUGCUUACAAUUUUAUCAUUGUUAAAUGUUAUUUUUAUUGAAUGAAAAUUGUUUUGUAUAAUUAUUUUUAUUAGUUAAUUACUUUUAAUUAUAUUAAUUCAUAUGCACAUCUUAUAUACAAAUUAUAUAUAUAUAUAUAUAUUAUAAUUCAAAGAUGAUCCCUUUCACAUGCAUUUUGUAAGCAACUCUUUAAAUUAUAUUAUUUAUCUCUAUAUUCAUGUGGUAUUAUCCUUCAGUUAUAAUCUACAUUCAUUACAAGCAAAUGCAGCCUCGAUUGUUGUCAGAUUUUGUUGGAGAGUCUUACAAAAAUAUUCCCAAGGAAUUGAUUUAAUAUUGUAAAUAUCAUACUUAUAUUGUGCAUAGCAUCUGCUUGAUUUCUUUUUUUAUUCCCUCAUCAUACGAAACCAGGGGAGAUAACUCGGUCCUGAAGUAGAUAUUACUGGUGCCACAUGAAACCACUAUGAAAAACACCUGGUGUCAACAGUAAUCUGAACAGUAUUGUCGGUAUUACAACACAUACUUGUUUUUACCAAAAGACAUAUAAUUUCAAAAAGUGCAAUAAAAUCACAAAAUAAAAUAUAACAUUAUGAAA